Messenger RNA from Cladocopium goreaui, 1065 nucleotides. NCBI's taxonomy places the organism in Eukaryota, Dinophyceae, Suessiales, Symbiodiniaceae. The record is from the annotation of a GenBank genome assembly.
UUCCUUGUGCAUAUUCUGCUGCCAUGGGAUCUGCGGUGUCCAGCAUUGUACCCUUGGUUGAGCAGAGCACAGUUACAACGUGGGAUGGCACUGAGCUUCCAAGCAAGCGCCUGCUUGUCAGCCAGGAGACUUUCCAGUCAGAAUCAGCAAGUCUGCUCGUUUUCUUGCACGGCCUGGGCGAAAGGAUGAGCGACUACGAUGAUACGUCUACCUCGGUGAACUUGCAGAACGUUCUGGGCAAGGGAUCCCUGCCGCCAGCAAAUAUUCCAAGCAUCAUCCUCUUUGAUGGACGCGGCCAUGGAAACAGCUCUGGUUGGGAAGGGAAAGGACCUGAACAAUUUCAUUGGAAGUACCUGAGCCUUGACAUGCUGCAAGUGGCAGCGGCCUACAGGCCAUGUCUGUCACAGCCGUUGGAACCAAACUAUAUCUUCGGUGGUUGCAGCAUGGGUGCCGCGGCAGCUGUUUGGGCUGCUGUGAUGUACCCACGCCGCGUGGCUGGCCUUGUGCUUUUCAUGGUUCCCACCAUGUGGGCAACGCGUCAAGCGCGACGCGGAGCCCUGGAAGCCAAGGCGGACGCCCUCCGUGCGUCGGAACCAAAUCGAGCUGAAGUCAUGACAGGAGCUGCACGAGCAGAUUUCCCGCCCAGGGAAGACCUGGAAAGGUUGGCUGCAACUGGCAUCCCAGUUCUUAUCGUCACUGCUCGGGAUGACCCCAUUCACCCCGCGAGUUCUGCGGAAGCACUGGGCCAAAUCUUUGGAUCCAGCGCACGAGUUGUCACUGACUGCAAGGCAUCAGAGGUUGGUGCAAUAUUCAGCACUGAAUUGGUGAGUUGGCUUGAGCAAUUGCCCCCGGCUUUGGCGUAGAUGACAUGGUUUUUCGGUGAGCUGCCGCAUAUUUGCCUCAGCGGAGGAGGAAUGAUUUCAAAAGCGCAAGCUUGGAGCCGAUGCAUCAUAGUAUGAUUUCACUCAUUUGGAGGGCUCAGAUUCUAACCAGUUGUCGGAAUGAUUGUGAUGGUAAUGUCCAGGCGGGCCAAAACGAGAUAUAAUCAGACUAGGUUGAUCUAGG